AAGUCCGCAACAAAUAUGUUCUGCAGUUAGUUUUGAAGUGUCAUUCAUAGGACAGACUCGUCAGUUUUAUUACAGUUAAUGUUUUUGCAUUUUAAAGAUGGAACGAACGAUAUUCUUAUUAAUUUUCAUGUUUGUGUCAUGUUAUGGGAGAGAGAGCUUGUCUUACAGAAGUAGAAAUUUUACAUACACGAUAUUUUCAAAGCAUUUGAACUGGAAUGUUGCCACGGAUUCAUGCAGUUUAAAAGGAUUACAAUUGUUUUACCCGUCAAAUCUAACUCAACUCAGAAUAGCGCAAAAACUUAUGAAGGAGAUGGAAUUAGAAUUCAUCUUUGUUGGUAUCACUUCUAAAGACAAUCAUGGUGAAUUCAAGACCAUUGACGGAAAAAGCAUGAGCGAUGUGUACGGUAAGUGGGGUGUAGGUGAGCCGAACAACGUGGGAGGAAAGGAACAGUGCGUUGUACUCAGAGACGAUGGCACAUACAACGACGAUAAUUGUGCACACCUAUUCCCGUACAUUUGCACAGAACCUCGACCACAAAUAAAUGCCGUUCCCAGUAUACACGUCUACAGUAAUGUUUCAGCGGAAAAUUCGAAUGAAACAUUUUUCAGAAGUGAUUACAAAUAUUUGAGACACAAGAACAGUUUUUACAAAGCACAUCCAGUACCAAGGCAAUGGGAAAGUGCGAGGCGGAAAUGUAUUAUGGAAGGUGCAACGCUGUUCUAUCCUGAAGACGAGGUUGAAGUAAACGAGGUGAUCCGAUAUCUGAACCAGACCCAGCCGUGGUUUCAAUACAUGUUCAUUGGUAUCUCUACGCGGUUAGCGAACGGAGUGUACAUGACGGUCGAUGGGAAACCUAUUCGUGAAGUGUACAAUGACUGGUACAGGAAGACACCAAGUGGAGCUAAUGGCAGAAACAGUUGCGUCACUUUGUCCCGGGAAGGUUUCUUGAAUGAUAUCAAAUGUACCGAAGAGCGGCCUUUCGUAUGCAAGAAGACAGCGGCCUCAAUUGAGUGGAGCCCAGGCUGCAACAUACCUUACAAAGAUUACAAGUACAGCGUUGAUACAGACAGCUGUUACAAAUUUCAUUUGCAACGAUUGAACUGGAGAGAGGCGGUUGAAGCGUGCGAUGACGAGCAAGCACAAUUAGCUAUUAUCAAUACUGUGGAGGAAGCUUAUUAUCUUGUGAACAUGACAAACAAUGCUCCUAAGGAAAUGGUACGAGGGUGGUAUUUAUGCCCGUAUGUACAUUUAGGAUACAAUUAUGAUACUACUGAAAAUAACUGGAGAACGAUUAAAGGAGAGUCUUUGGAGAAAGCGGGAUAUGCGGUGUGGGACAACUACUAUGAAGACGAUAAAGGGGAGAGGUGUGGCGCGAUGCUCUACAACGGUCGUCUCAACGACGUCAGCUGUGAAGACCUUAAAUGUUUCUUCGUUUGCGAAACAAACAGAUAUCAACGUGUUAACGUUACCGCUGGUCACAGACAAUAAGCGAAUUUGUGUUACAUAAAACACUAUUUAUAUCUUGGUUGUAAAGUCAAUAGAUUCUGUAUUUUGUAAUUUUUGCAUGCAUUUAAUAAAAAAAAUAGACAUA
Molecule: messenger RNA, 1592 nt
Organism: Papilio polytes (common Mormon)
Lineage: Eukaryota; Metazoa; Arthropoda; Insecta; Lepidoptera; Papilionidae
Product: macrophage mannose receptor 1-like
Exons: 7
Coding region: 98-1489 (463 amino acids)
Source: RefSeq, a predicted model, not a curated record